Messenger RNA from Lodderomyces margitis, 3546 nucleotides. RefSeq names its product histone methyltransferase (gene SET1). The record is from RefSeq and is a predicted model, not a curated record. Gene Ontology annotation, cellular component: Set1C/COMPASS complex. Lineage: Eukaryota; Fungi; Ascomycota; Pichiomycetes; Serinales; Debaryomycetaceae. Gene Ontology annotation, biological process: electron transport chain. The transcript has 2 exons. Gene Ontology annotation, molecular function: histone H3K4 methyltransferase activity; protein binding. Bases 1 to 3546 code for a protein of 1181 amino acids.
AUGUUGUCCAGAGUUGCAGUCAAACCAGCUGCUAUCUUUGCUCGUAGUUUUGCAUCUACAGCAAUAGUAAGGAACUCAGAGUUAUCUAAACCUACUGAUUCCGCCGGUAAAGAAAUCGUAUCAGGCGCUCCAAGGGAUCUUGUUACCAGCAGGGUGGUUAGGAUAUACCAAGAAGCCAAACCUGCCACACAAUCCGGACAUCACAACGGUCACGACUGGAAAUUGGACUGGGACGUUUUAGGGAAAGGUAACAGAUGGGAAAACGAUUUGAUUGGUUAUCAAUCAUCUUCCGAUUACAUGCAAGGAACUAUUAUGAAAUUUGAUACUAAAGAAGCCGCAAUCAGAUUUGCAGAGAACCAAGGUUGGGACCACUAUGUCCAAGAGCCAAAGAAAUUACACUUUAGAAAGAAGGAGUAUGCUGCUAACUUCUACCAUUCGUCUGGUCCAUUGAAGCAUAUUAGAACUAAAUAUGGACAGCGAAGAGAAAGGUAUGAAUCAUACAGGCCAGAUCGUACAGACUCGCGCGAACAGCAUAGUUAUAGAGAUGCUGUCUCGCUGUCUGUGGCUAAUGGUCAGAAACAACUACACACAGAUUAUAAUCACCACCGUGACAGCAAUGAAUACUCGAAAAGUUUGGGAAGCCGACUGUCUCGAUGGAAUUCUACCGAAAAUUCAGGUAGAAAUACGCCUGCAUCUGUUAGAACCGAUGGCUCACUAGUAGAGAAUUAUUCCAGCACCAAUGUGAGAACAGGUCUUAAUCAAAAAGACUUGGAAUAUACUAAACUAAAACACCACCGUGACACCACAAAACGUUUAGAAUCUAUUAAGAAACUGGAGAGUUCUAAAAACUACAAAGUUAUAUAUGACCCCGAACUUGAUCCUGGCCUUACAAAGAGUGAGAUGAAAGCAAAAUCAAAAAAAGUGCGAUUCAAUGGGGAAGGUGUAGUCAGUGCACAGGACCCUCGACUACCGAAUUUAACCCAGUACCUACAAAAACCAAAUAAAAAGUCUUUCAAGUUCCCGUUCAAACAGUUACCACAAGCGAAAUUUAUUUAUGAUCUGGACUCCCUUGGUGACGCACCACCUACCACUUUGGUACUUUGGGAUCUUCCGCUAAGUGUUAACGAAACAUACUUGAAGAACUUUCUUGCAAGUUAUGAGUCAAAAAUUGAAAACCUCAAGACAAUAGACGACCCAAAAUAUGGAGUACCUUUAGGUGUCGCUACUUUCAGGUACCAAGGAACCGCUGAAAAGUCAAAUGUAUUGGCGGAAAAUUUUAUACAAACCGUGAAACGAGACUCCAUCAAGGUUGAUGGCAACCAUUUAAAAAUAGCCUUGAAUGACAAUCAGGAUGACCUUUUGAACCUGAAAAUCAACUUGGCAAGAGGAAGAAUAAUUCAACAGCAAAAGAAGAGGGAAGAAGAAGAAGAGAGGAGGCGAUUGGUGCAAAUUGAAGAACAAAAGAAGUUGGAAGAGCAGAAAAAUGUCGAGGAGCAGAAGAAGCGGGAAGAAGAACGGAAGAAGGAAGAAGCUGAAAAAUUGCAGGCAAAGAAGAAUGGAAUAGUUGUAGCUUGUGACGGCAGUGCUUCCAAAUACAAGAACAAUACUACGGUUUUAUCAUCCAAGCAUGGUAACAAAAUUGUUCACGGUGUCUUUUUACCAAAUGAUUUGGCAAAGUAUGUGAAAAACCGGCCAUAUCUACUAAUCCACGACAAAUAUGUUUCUACUAAAAAGACUUCGUCGCAGGAUAUAAAGAGAGUGUUGAAAAAAUAUGAUUGGACUAGGGUGUUGUCUGAUAAGACUGGCUUUUACAUUGUAUUUAAUUCGUUGAAAGAAUGCGAAAGAUGUUUCCAUAAUGAAGAUGGGCGCCGAUUUUAUGAGUUCAAGUUAGUCAUGGAAAUGGCCAUCCCAGAGAGCUUUCAGGAAGUGGACAAGGAGAAUGAUUUGAGUAACAGCGUUAUUGAUGAGGCCACAAAUAUGCUAGUAAAGGAAUUUGAAGCCUUCUUGGUUAAAGAUAUCAGAGAAAGGAUAAUAGCGCCUCAGGUUUUGUGCCUUCUAGAUCAUGAUCAUUAUCCUGCGUUGGUUGAGGAACUCAGGGCAAAAGAAAAAGAGCAAGCAUUGAAAUCAAAGCUGAGUGUUUCAAAUAUUGAUUUGAAACAAAAUGCCAUGUCCAUCCUAGAGAAGCAAAAGAAGGAUUUGCAGGAAAAGAUACCUUACUUUAAAAGAGCAGAAGAAAGACUCAAAGACAGUAAAAGAGGUAACAGGCGUCCGAUAAUACCGAUGCUGCAUGCUUUGAACCUUGAUGAAGAUGAAGAAGAUGAGGAAGAUAUUUAUGAAUCAGCUAGUGGAUCCAUGACCCCUUUAGCCGAGCCACUAAAGCGAGUUCGGAGCUCGACUGCUACUAGCGUCGUAGAGGAUUCUGAGCUCGAUGAGCCUGCUCCUAAGAGACAUAGAUCAAAACUACAGGAAUCCUACGAAGUUGCUUCGCCAGAGGAUGAAAUGAAGGAAGAGGUAGAAGCAUCUGAUAUUGGUUCCGAUCAAGAGAGUGAGCAUGAGCUAUCAGAGGAGAUAAUCGACGCUAAAUACGGACCUACCGAGGGUAAGCCAAUGACAGUUUAUCCGACUGCCUUAACCACGACUAUUGCUGACUUGAGGACUCUCCAAGAUAUUAUUAUGGAUCAUGAGGAUUUGAAGUUGGCCAACAUGGUUUUGGCUGAUGUAGAGGAGGCGGUGGAUAUGCCUAAUAUGGAGUAUUGGGCCUGGAAGCAAAAUUCCAGUAUAACAGCCUCCCUCGAGGUUGAUGAACAGGAAGCAGAGAUGGAUGAAAUACCAUCUAGGCUUGACUCCACUACUGGAUCGUUCAAGAGCGAUGGCUUUAAGAAGAUUGCAGAAAUUGAUAAAAUCGAGUACUUGCCUCAUCGUAAGAAAGCAAAUAAGCCCAUCAAGACUGUCCAAUAUGAAGAUGACGAUGAUGAGAAACCUGCAGAUAGCAGUAAUGUGUUACAAAGCUCCAGAGUUAAUAGAGCUAAUAAUAGAAGGUUUGCUGCUGAUAUCACUGCUCAGAUUGGUUCUGAAUCCGAUGUUAUGUCCUUGAAUGCACUUACCAAGCGUAAGAAGCCAGUGACUUUUGCAAGAUCGACAAUUCACAACUGGGGUCUCUAUGCUAUGGAGCCUAUUGCUACAAAGGAGAUGAUUAUUGAGUAUGUUGGGGAGAGGAUUAGGCAACAAGUGGCAGAGCAUAGGGAAAAGAGCUACUUGCGAACAGGAAUUGGCUCCUCCUAUUUAUUCAGAAUCGAUGAAAAUACGGUUAUUGAUGCGACAAAGAAAGGUGGUAUUGCUCGGUUUAUUAAUCAUUGUUGUAACCCCAGCUGUACGGCUAAGAUUAUCAAAGUGGAAGGUAAAAAGCGAAUUGUCAUUUACGCGCUCAGGGACAUUGAAGCCAAUGAAGAGCUCACCUAUGACUAUAAAUUUGAAAGGGAAACAAAUGAUGAAGAGCGUAUUCGUUGUUUAUGUGGUGCUCCUGGCUGUAAAGGAUAUCUUAAUUGA